AUGGACCGGGGACACGUAGCUGACUGCAUUGCCAACUUUGGCUUCGGUCUUCAUUAUUGGGACGUCGACCCGACGAAAGGCGCAACGAUUCUACAGAUGUUCUGGACGGCACAAAUGUUCUAUAUCCUCGUCCAGGUUACAGCCAAAGCCUCAAUUCUCAUCCUCUUCUGGCGCAUCUUCACGGCACGCUGGUUCCGCAUCACCGUCUGGGGCGGUGGUAUCUUCCUCGUCACACACGGUCUGCUGUUCCUGCUCCUCAUCGUGUUCCAGUGUCUUCCCGUGCGAGCCAUCUGGGACAAGUCCCUGGAUGCCAAAUGCCUCAACAUCACGGCCGUCGGGUUGGCCGGCGCCGCUUUCAGCAUCUUUGAGGACAUUGCCAUCCUGCUCAUGCCCAUACCAGAGGUCCGUAAGCUGCAGCUCACGUUGAAGAAGAGGGUUGCUGUCUGCCUUAUGUUUGGCAUCGGUUCCUUCGCCUGUGUUACCAGUAUGGUCCGCCUCAAGUACAUGGUCUCCUUCGCCAACUCAUCGGAUCCCACAUGGGAGAAUGUUGACAUUGUCAUAUGGUCCAUGAUCGAGGUAACGUGCGCCAUCAUAUGCGGCAGCCUGCCGACUUUGCGACCCCUGCUGCAGAAGGUGCCAGGCCUGCUCAGCUCGGGCCGCACAUCGAGUUCCCUUUACGGCGGUGGCGCCUUCAGUAACACCGCGGUCACAAACGAAAGGGGCUCCCAGCGCCGCUCCGCUCACCCUGUGCCCGGGGACUUCAACAAGUUGCCGGGUGACCACUGGGGUCCGCCGGGCCGUUCUACGGCAGCGGCGGACUACGCGCCCAAAAGGGCGGCGCAUGUUGGAGUAUCGCGGGACUCGGUUAGCUUGGAUGAGUUUGAGAUGGCAGUCAUAGCCAGAGAAAAGUCUGGUGUUUAA
Molecule: messenger RNA, 921 nt
Organism: Verticillium alfalfae VaMs.102
Lineage: Eukaryota; Fungi; Ascomycota; Sordariomycetes; Glomerellales; Plectosphaerellaceae
Product: integral membrane protein
Exons: 5
Coding region: 1-921 (306 amino acids)
Source: RefSeq, a predicted model, not a curated record